AUGUCUCUAGCAGAGACUGAGGAUGGACAGGUGCUCAACGUCAACGCAGAUAGCGCUGCUGCCGAACUGGCUCGAGCACUGAAACCCCAGCCCCUAAAGGUGGUGAUUAACCUCGAUACGGAGUACGAGCACCUUAGGAGCCAGCCAUGGUGUCGCUAUGGAACGCGUCUUAAAUUCGUUGAGUCUGUGACCCACGAAGCUCUAGUACUAUUUGCAUGGGUGCUGGAGGUGCAAUGCAAGUCUAACAAGACACAGCUUCCGGCGCUGGCACGCUCAUCCGACGAGGAGAUGCGAUACAACGUGUAUCCUCCUUGUCCGAAUUCCCAGAUCUCAGCCUGGUCAAGGAAACUCUUCUCAACAGUCACAAAGAGCCUCGAUGCGAGGCUAGGGUUGACCGCCUCUGUAGUUUCUCAAGUUUGGGUGGCUGGUAAACUAGCUGAGAAUAUCUUCUCAGCUGUGAAAACGGAUAACCCCCUUUUAUAUUGGAAGGUAUCGGAAGAGGAUGAGAAUCUCAUCUGGUUCUUUGAGAAGGCUGAUGGGCAUUUUAAGCACGACGGGGGUGUUCACUUUUAUUACGGCUCAGACUAUGACGCUGAUGCCCUGAUUUCGUUUUCGACGACUUUAUCUCCUAUGAAUACGCUACGAGGGGCGAAUUAA
This is a messenger RNA of Clonostachys rhizophaga, 657 nucleotides long. The record is from the annotation of a GenBank genome assembly. NCBI's taxonomy places the organism in Eukaryota, Fungi, Ascomycota, Sordariomycetes, Hypocreales, Bionectriaceae.